This is a messenger RNA of Diceros bicornis minor, 1104 nucleotides long. RefSeq names its product olfactory receptor 1D2-like. Gene Ontology annotation, molecular function: G protein-coupled receptor activity; olfactory receptor activity. Gene Ontology annotation, biological process: G protein-coupled receptor signaling pathway. Gene Ontology annotation, cellular component: membrane. Lineage: Eukaryota; Metazoa; Chordata; Mammalia; Perissodactyla; Rhinocerotidae. The transcript has 2 exons. The record is from RefSeq and is a predicted model, not a curated record. The coding region runs from base 40 to 1104 and encodes 354 amino acids.
AAAUGUUUGUUGGUGCCAAUAUUGCAGGUGGUUGGGGAAAUGCUUGGAGGCAACCAGAGUGGAGUCUCCGAGUUCCUGCUCCUGGGGCUCUCAGAGAGUCCUGAGCAGCAGCAGGGCCUGUUUUGGAUGUUCCUGUCCAUGUAUCUGGUCACAGUGGUGGGAAAUGUGCUCAUCAUCCUGGCCAUACGUUCUGACCUAUGCCUGCACACUCCCAUGUACUUCUUCCUGGCCAACCUCUCCUUCACCGACCUCUUCUUUGUCACCAACACAAUCCCCAAGAUGCUGGUGAACAUUCAGUCCCAGAACAAAGCCAUCUCCUAUGCAGGGUGUCUGACACAGCUCUACUUCCUGGUCUCCUUGGUGGCCCUGGACAACCUCAUCCUGGCCACGAUGGCAUAUGACCGCUAUGUGGCCAUCUGCCGCCCCCUCCACUACACCACGGCCAUGAGCCCUGGGCUCUGUAUUUUGCUGCUCACCUUGUGUUGGGUGUUUUCUAUCCUCUACGGCCUCAUCCACACCCUCCUUAUGACCAAGGUGACCUUCUGUGGGUCCAGAAAGAUUCACUACAUCUUCUGUGAGAUGUAUGUCCUGCUGAGGCUCGCAUGUUCCAACACCCAAGUCAACCACACAGUGCUGACUGCCACUGGAUCCUUCAUCUUCUUCACCCCCUUAGGGAUAAUGAUCAUGUCCUAUGUCUGGAUUGUCAGAGCCAUCCUCCAAAUACCCUCAGCUUCUAGCAAAUACAAAGCCUUCUCCACCUGUGCCUCCCAUUUGGCGGUGGUCUCCCUUUUCUAUGGGACACUUGGUAUGGUAUAUCUGCAGCCCCUCCAAACCUACUCCAUGAAGGACUCAGUAGCCACAGUGAUGUAUGCUGUGGUGACCCCCAUGAUGAACCCUUUCAUCUACAGCCUGAGGAACAAAGACAUGCACAGGGCACUGAGAAGACUUCUCCUAGGGAAAGCCUUCCAAAGGUCAACGCGAGGGAGCUGGGCACUGCGGAAGCUGUGGCACUGUGGGAAUCUGGUGCUGGAAGAGCUGCCCGCGCUGCAGGAGCCAGACCUGAAGACCACGCAUGCGCUUGUGCUCCAAGAGUUUGCCAAGUGA